AUAUUUUCGUUCCAAAUAUUAAAGUCAUUCAACAUUUAUUGGACAGUUUUUCAGUUUUUAAAGAACCAUGAAAAAUAUGUAUCAACUGUAAAUUACGUUGCAAAUAGUUAUUGUAUCCGGAAAUAUUUUAAAGACGAUACAAAAAAACCUAAAUGACUUAAUGUAAUUAUAUACAUAAAGCAUACAGAAACAGUGAUGUAAAUAGAUUAUAAAUUGUAAAUAUUGAGAUAUACAAUCAAGAUAAGUCAUGCAUGAUUCUGAAGAAAUUCGAGAUCGCGCAAAAAGCGAUCGAAAUGAUAUCUUUUAAGCAUCUUUCGCGUUAGCUGUCAAAUAGACAGAUAUAACCUACAACGUGUGAAUUUGAAAAAUUUAUCGAAUCUAUAAAAAUGGACGUUGUAACAACAAGUCUCGAAGCUUUGAUACAAAGGGUAACGAAUCCGCAAAAUCAGAAACCCGAUAUAGCGGCGACUGAAGCAUUCUGUGUGAUGGUUACUAAAGAACCAGAAGGCAUUCAAAUUGGUGCUAAAUUGCUAGCACUGCACAUCCAGUCGUCUAAUGAGUUUGAAGCUCUUCAAGCCCUUAGUUUAUUGGAUACAUGUAUGAAAAGAUGCGGGCCAUCUUUUCAUGCUGAAAUUGGUAAAUUUCGUUUUUUAAACGAAAUGAUUCGUCUAGUUUCGCCAAAGUAUCUAGGUGGUAAGACACCAGUUUUGGUACGUCAGAAAGUAUUACAGUUGUUACACGUAUGGACAAAAGAAUAUCCUCGAGAAAUAAAAAUUAAAGAAGCUUAUGAAAUGUUAAAAAAGCAGGGUGUUAUUGAGGAUGAUACGAUAUUGUCAGCAAACGGUCAAGAAGAUGCGUUAAAAAUAUCGAAAGCUAAGAAUACAAUAUUCGACGACGAAGAAAAAUCUAAACUACUGCAAAAAUUACUUCAAAGUAAAAAUCCUGAUGAUUUACAGGCUGCAAACAGAUUAAUUAAAACUAUGGUGAAAGAGGAUGAAAGAAGGGUGCAACUAAAUUCACGUAGAAUAAUGGAAUUAGAAUCUGUUCACAAUAAUGCAAAGUUAUUAUCCGAAAUGUUAGACUCGUACAAUUGCAGUGAGACUAGUAAAGAAGAUCUUGAAUUAAUGAAAGAAUUGCAUCAAGCUUGCGAACGAUUAAAACCAAUUGUACUAAGAUUAGCGAACGAAACCCAUGAUAACGAAGGGAUGUUAGGUGAUGUGCUUGCCGCAAGUGACGAAUUAGAACAAGUAUUUGAGAAAUAUGCUGCAAUUAUUGUUCGCGGUGAAUGCGUCAAAUUUAAGACAGAUACCAACAUCAGUCCGUACUUAUUAGAUUUAUCUUCUCCAAUAGACAAUAUUUCUCAUGAAAGCGGUGGUACGAAUACAAAUUGCGAUGCUACCAGAAUAAAUAAUCAAUCAGAUAUGGAAGUCUUAGGAGAUAUCUUCAGUUCACUAGGAAAAUCUGAAAACCCAGAAAUCUCAUCGAUUUCUAAUCCAAACUUAUUAAUGACCGAUUCGAUUAUGCUGCCAAUCAACGUUUUGGUCACGAGUAAGAAAGACGAAUCGAUCAACAUCCCUGAAAAGAAAAUAGACAGUAAAGCUAGGGCAUUAGAAGAAUUGAACGAAUUGGGAGAAUCUUUGCUUAAACAAAGUUUAUCGGGCACGGCGUUAAACGUACGUUCAAAUUCAGGAAGUAUGCAAACUACAACUCGUACAUCAAAUACUGAACCUUCAACAAAACACGAUUCGAUAACUUUUUCACGCGGCAGUUCUUCGCGUUCGUCUGAUUUAUUGGAAUCUACAAAUGUAAAAAACAACAAAACGUCUAAUAUUCAUUUGGAAUCACUCAAUAAUCUAUUAUCUCAUGAUGUUGAAAAUUCUCCAAAUGUCAUUGAUUCUGACGUGAACGAAAAAAUUAAUACAAACGCAUCCAAUAAUCGAUUAAUCGCGUGGAACAGAGUUUCGGCAUCGUCGACAACAGAAAAUACAGUCAGUACAACAGAACCUGAGAUCAAAUCAUUAGCAGACAUUAAUAUUAAUCUUCAAGAUAUCAAACCAGGUAUUAAUCCACCUAUGACCGUAAUCGAAGAAAAGAACGGUAUAUCUGUCGUGCUUCAUUUUGCUCAAGAUAAUCCAAGACCAGACGUAUUUGUAAUAGUAAUUACAACAAUGAGCAAAAAUUCGAAACCACUUAGUAAUUAUUUAUUUCAAGCAGUGGUGCCAAAAAGAUGUAAAUGUAGACUUCAACCACCAUCUGGAACUGAAUUGCCCGGUCAUAAUCCAUUUCUUCCUCCAUCAGCAAUUACUCAGAUUAUGCUAAUUGCUAAUCCUAAUAAGUUCCUGUCGAUACAUUCCACAGUCUUGCUACGCCAUCGGAAGAGGCUAAAUUAAAAAAAGCACUUAAAUAAACUAUAUAUGGAAUAACGCGAGGUACACGAAAGUACGUUAUUAUUACCAGUAAAUAUAUAUUGAGAAU
Molecule: messenger RNA, 2475 nt
Organism: Osmia bicornis bicornis
Lineage: Eukaryota; Metazoa; Arthropoda; Insecta; Hymenoptera; Megachilidae
Gene: Gga
Product: ADP-ribosylation factor-binding protein GGA1
Exons: 11
Coding region: 387-2390 (667 amino acids)
Biological process (GO): vesicle-mediated transport; intracellular protein transport
Cellular component (GO): trans-Golgi network
Molecular function (GO): small GTPase binding; ubiquitin binding; phosphatidylinositol binding
Source: RefSeq, a predicted model, not a curated record